Molecule: messenger RNA, 1190 nt
Organism: Haliotis rufescens (red abalone)
Lineage: Eukaryota; Metazoa; Mollusca; Gastropoda; Lepetellida; Haliotidae
Exons: 5
Coding region: 55-492 (145 amino acids)
Source: RefSeq, a predicted model, not a curated record
GUUACUUCUUCCUUCACUUCACAUGUCUCUCUUUUCAGAGUUGGCGACCCAAAUAUGGGUGACAAUGAAGGACAGUUUCAGCAAGAUCCCAGCGACCUGUAUGCCAAGGUGAACAAAAAGAGGGGCAGAAGAGAAGGGUCUGAAGUGUAUGCCACAGUCCAGAAGGUUAUAUCCAAACAGUUCACGAACAGGGCGUUUCAAGGCGCAGCGCCGUCGCAUGAGAGAGCAGUUCUCAUCAACUUCCCAGACCAAUUCAAAGCAGAAAGCAACAACCGUGGCGAAACGAACGAUGACGGUCUGACGUAUGCCGACCUUGACCUUGCCCCGCCCACCCUGAUUGACGGCAUGUCCGUCAUACACAGCAGGGAGGAGCCCGUGGUGUACGAGGAGAUAGACUUCUCCCUCACCCCCGGGCCACAGAUGCCGGACAAGAUCUGGGAGGUUGAGGAGGAGGAGUGGGAGGAGCGCCGCAGGCAGAACUUCUGGGAAUGAAGAUGAACAAAACCUGAGAAUAUCAAGGUUUUGUUUCGAUGUUUACGAGAUUAUUGCAUUGAAAUAUUAAUUUCUCUCUUGGACGUUUUGAAUUCAUAUUACGAUCUAAAGUUAACCGUUAUUCAGAAACAUUUUCAAUAGAUUCAAUUCCUGCACCUUCAUGAUGAAAUAUAUAUCAACUUGACGUCAUUAGUUAUAAAUUAUUUUUUUAAACCUAAAUCAGACUGCCUGCCGUACCCAACCAUACCAAAUUGAGGUUUACGUCAGAGGCAACUUUCACGGCAUUUGUAUAUAGAGAUGACGCUAAAGUGAAUCUGUACAUAUGUUAGCUUUCACAUCAUUUAAAAAAACAAAACGCUCCAUCAAAUAUGUUUAGUAUGUGAGAUUAAAAUUUAGAAAAUAUAUAUUCAUAUAUAUUAUGUAUAAAUAUAAAUAUAUCACCCUCACAUGAGGAGUACGGUUGUCUACAUUAUUAUCAUAUGACACUUUUGAACGUUUAUUUUUCCUUUCUAAUGUGCUUUUCAUUUACACAAAGAUAACAAUACAAUAAUACACCCAAAUGUGUUUAUUUAAGGUUGUGUACGAGCUGUUUUGACAUUUAAGUUUUAUACGGCACUCUAAAUGGCGAUCAAUUCUUACUUAAAGCCUAUAUAUUUCAGUUGACAUUAUAAUUUUGUACGUAGUGACAGUUUUGAAGG